GCGGGAUCCGCGUUUUUCGAUACCCCUUUCCAACGUAUCUCCAGAAUUUCGCCAUUAUCGUUAACUACCUUCCUUGUAAAAUCCUCUUUCUUAUCCUUUUCUCACCUUUCCGUUAUUGCUAACUAAUUAACUGAAUAAGUAUGACGAAGCAGCAUGUCAUUUUCUUUUUUUGAAUGCUAUACACAUUCCAGUGAAUUCAUUCUGUGACCCCGCGUAGAUUUCGUUAUUCGAUUCCGUGUAUCUAUGAGUAACUGCAAUCGCAUUGGGAUUCGCGAUAAGCCGUUUUUGAUUUUUAGGAUCUUGUUGCAACAACAACAAUGGAUAAUUCUUAUUAGUUAAUUAAAAAGGCAGGGAAGUAAAUAAAGUUCUGCUAUCCUAGGUAGUGUUUUUCGGAGAAAUUGAGGAUUUGGUUUGACAGAGGGGAAGUGUGCGUGCGUGAAAGUGCAACAAUGUCUGGUCAUGGUGAACACCAUAGCGUUCCCCUUUCGGUGCUGCUGAAGCGCGAAUUGGUGAACGAGAAAAUCGAGAAGCCGGAGAUUGUGUACGGCCAAGCCAGCCAGAGCAAGAAAGGAGAGGAUUUUAUUCUGCUUAAGAACGAAUGCCAGAGGGUCAUGGGAGAUGGCGUCUCCACAUUUUCUGUUUUCGGGCUAUUUGAUGGUCACAAUGGAACUGCUGCUGCUAUUUAUGCCAAGGAGAAUCUUCUAAACAACAUUUUAAGUGCAAUUCCUUCAGAUCUUAACAGAGAUGAGUGGAUAGCAGCAUUGCCCAGGGCUUUGGUUGCAGGAUUUGUGAAAACUGACAAAGAUUUUCAACAGAAAGCAAAAACAUCGGGAACAACUGUAACCUUUGUGAUUCUUGAAGGAUGGGUGGUAACAGUUGCAUCAGUUGGUGAUUCGCGUUGCGUACUUGAACCUGCUGAAGGUGGUAUUCAUUACUUGUCAGCGGAUCAUAGACUUGAAACCAAUGCAGAAGAGAGGGUCCGCAUAACCUGUAGCGGGGGUGAGGUUGGCCGGCUAAAUACAGGUGGAGGAGCAGAGGUUGGCCCUUUGAGAUGUUGGCCUGGUGGCUUGUGUCUUUCGAGAUCCAUUGGUGAUGCGGAUGUUGGUGAAUUUAUUGUUCCUGUACCAUAUGUAAAGCAAGUGAAGCUUUCUAGUGCCGGAGGAAGGCUUGUUAUCAGCAGUGAUGGUGUCUGGGACUCUCUAACUCCAGAAGUGGCCUUGGAUUGUUGUCGUGGCAUGUCAGCAGAGGCUGCAGCACCACAAAUUGUGAAUGAAGCUUUACAAGCAAAGGGUCUUAGAGAUGACACAACUUGCAUUGUUGUUGAUAUAUUACCCCAAGAGCAGCCGCAUACUUCUGUACGAACUCAAAAGAAACCGAUGAAAGGAAUUAUGAAGAUCUUCCGCAAAAAGGGCUCUGAAUCAUCAUCUCAUACCAACAAAGAAUAUGUAGAGCCAGAUAUUGUACGGGAGCUCUAUGAGGAAGGUUCUGCUAUGCUUUCAGAGAGGUUAGAGACAAAAUAUCCACUCUGCAACAUGUUCAAGUUGUUUAUCUGUGCUGUGUGUCAAGUAGAAAUCAAACCAGGGGAGGGUAUCUCAAUACAUGCGGGGAAGACCAACCCCGGAAAAUUGCGUCCGUGGGAUGGACCUUUUCUUUGCUCAAGUUGCCAAGAGAAGAAGGAAGCCAUGGAAGGGUUACGGAAAUCAGGAAGACAUCGUGGCAGUGACAGUGACGACUAAUGAAGUCUCAUGUGCGUUUGCAUUUUGAGAGUGACAAGGAUUGUUCAUAUGAAGGGAAUGUCGCAGCAACAGUAAUUCCCUUCUGUGAUCAAGAGUGCUUCUCAGAAUAUGGAUUUAUUUGGGAAUUCUAGAUCAAAAUCCAUGAUGGGGUUCUCACUUAUUUUCAGUGCAUCAAGGUGAGGAGACUAGCAAACUGUAGCUACUUGCUUGAAGAUUUCUGAUUUGGAAAACGGAAUAUGAUCCACCCAAGUAUUGUGAAUGGUUGUAAAAUCAGAGCAAGAUAUCGGAGGUAGUUGGCUUUUUUCUUCUUACCCAGAUCUGUUUAUUUUGUACAUGUGUUCUUCUGAGAUCUGGAAAACUGACCUUAAAUGAAAGUGGCCAUUGUUGUUGUAUUGCUAUAUAGUAGUGUUUAAUCAGACGUCAAUGGAAUUCCAUUCCACAAUAGAAAUUAAGCCUAAUGAGUGGUUGCUCUUGUA
Arachis ipaensis is the source of this 2212-nucleotide messenger RNA. RefSeq names its product putative protein phosphatase 2C 12. The record is from RefSeq and is a predicted model, not a curated record. Gene Ontology annotation, biological process: protein dephosphorylation. Gene Ontology annotation, molecular function: protein serine/threonine phosphatase activity. NCBI's taxonomy places the organism in Eukaryota, Viridiplantae, Streptophyta, Magnoliopsida, Fabales, Fabaceae.